Vombatus ursinus (common wombat) is the source of this 5987-nucleotide messenger RNA. It is a transcript of the gene COL4A5, whose product is annotated as collagen type IV alpha 5 chain. The record is from RefSeq and is a predicted model, not a curated record. The transcript has 51 exons. Gene Ontology annotation, cellular component: collagen trimer; basement membrane. The coding region runs from base 1 to 5037 and encodes 1678 amino acids. NCBI's taxonomy places the organism in Eukaryota, Metazoa, Chordata, Mammalia, Diprotodontia, Vombatidae. Gene Ontology annotation, molecular function: extracellular matrix structural constituent.
AUGAGGGCAGCCGCGGGGACCGCCGCCGGCUUGCUCUUCUUCCUGGGCCUGAGCCAGUGGGGCUGGCCCGCCGAUGCGGCCGCUUGCCAUGGGUGUUCAUCUGGACCCAAGUGUGACUGCAGUGGAAUAAAAGGGGAGAAGGGAGAGAGAGGACUUCCAGGUUUGGAAGGCCACCCAGGUUUACCUGGAUUUCCUGGAGCAGAAGGACCUCCUGGGCCUCCAGGCCAAAAGGGUGAUGACGGUGCUCCUGGGCCAGUGGGCCCGAAGGGAAUCAGGGGGCCCCCUGGACUUCCUGGAUUCCCAGGGACACCAGGUCUUCCUGGAAUGCCAGGCCUUAAUGGAGCCCCAGGACCUCAGGGCAUCCCAGGGUGCAAUGGGACAAAGGGAGAACGUGGAUUUCCAGGCAUUUCUGGUGUUCCAGGUUUACCAGGUCCCCCAGGUCCUCCUGGGAUCCUAGGGAUGAAGGGGCCGCCGGGAAGUAUAAUUCUGUCCACACUGCCGGGCCCGAAGGGGGACCCAGGCAAUCCAGGGCUUCCAGGAAGACAAGGCCCAGCUGGUGUGACUGGAAGUCCAGGUCCUCUUGGUUCCCCCGGCCUACCAGGGUGGAUGGGGCCUCCUGGGCCACCAGGAAUUCAAGGACCAAAGGGGAAUAUGGGCUUGAAUUUCCAGGGCCCCAAAGGUGAAAAGGGUGAACAAGGGCUGCAGGGCCCACCUGGCCCCCCAGGGCAGAUCGGGGAACUGAAGGGAUCAAAUGAGACGGAGCUGCUAAAAGGAGAUCAGGGUGCUCCGGGUGACCGAGGCUCACCUGGACUUCCUGGGCUCCGUGGGCCUCCUGGUCUUCCUGGUGGUAUGAAGGGUGAAAAAGGCCAGCAAGGAGAACCUGGCCAGAAAGGUAGGCCAGGCAGAGAUGGAGCCAGUGGCCCCCCGGGCAUGCAAGGCUUGCCUGGUGAUCCUGGUAUUCCUGGUAAACCUGGAAGGAGUGGCGAAAAGGGUCAAAAAGGUGAUACUGGCCCUGCCGGCCCACCUGGACUUGUAAUUCCUUGGCCUGGGACUGGCGAAAAAGGGAACCUGGGCUUGCCUGGUUUGCCUGGAGAGAAAGGAGAUCAAGGAUUCCCUGGGGUACCAGGUCUAUCUGGCCUUCCUGGGCCUCCAGGGAUCACUGUCACAGGCCCUCCUGGACCCCCUGGCUUUCCUGGGGAAAGGGGUGAGAAGGGAGCUAAAGGUCUGCCUGGCAUUGCCAUACCCGGACAGCCUGGACUUGACGGGCGACCUGGGGUUCCUGGUCUCCCUGGGACUCCGGGCAAACCAGGACCUCAUUUCCCUUCUAAUGGUGAGAUAUGUGAAAAGGGAGCUCGGGGCCCACCAGGAUCUCCAGGGGACAGAGGAAUGCCGGGAGAGCAAGGAGUGAAAGGAGACAAGGGGGACACCUGCCUCAACUGUAUUGAAAUUGGCCUUCCUGGAUCUCCAGGGCAGCCUGGUCUGCCAGGACCUCCAGGUCUUCCAGGAGUUCGUGGUUCCCCUGGGCAGAAAGGUGCCAAAGGAAAUGUCGGUGCCACUGGGCCGGUAGGCUUGCCAGGCCUUCCAGGAGUUCCAGGUACCUCAGGAUUGCCAGGUCCAAAAGGAAGUCCAGGGGAUACUCUCACUUUCCCAGAAAUGAAGGGUAACAAAGGAGAUGCUGGUUUCCCAGGGGCUCCAGGGAUUCCUGGUUUGCCUGGCACUCCAGGACAAGAUGGCUUGCCUGGCCUUCCUGGCAUCAAAGGAAAACCUGGUGGCUUUGCUGUAAAAGGUGAAAGAGGUCUCCCUGGGAAGCCAGGUUUGCCAGGUCUCCCUGGGAACAGAGGGCCAAUGGGUCCUCCUGGUUUGGGUCUACCAGGCCCUGCGGGUGAAAAAGGCAUCCAAGGCGUGGCAGGAAAUCCAGGUCCCCCAGGAGUCUCAGGUGCCAAAGGUGAUCCAGGUCUGACUAUAUCCCAACCAGGGCCUCCUGGCUUGCCUGGCCUACCCGGCAGGGAUGGUGAUGUAGGUCUUCCAGGUGACCCAGGACUUCCAGGGGUGCCAGGCUUGCCAGGAAUCCCUGGUAGUAAAGGGGAACCAGGUAGCCCUGGCAUUGGUCUUCCUGGACCACUAGGUCUCAAAGGUUACCAGGGAAUGCCGGGGCCUCCAGGAAUCCCGGGGGCACCUGGAAGACGUGGUCUACAAGGCUCUCCUGGGCAUCCCGGCCUCCCAGGUCCAAAGGGAGAGCCAGGGCUUGGCCUGCCUGGGCCACCUGGGCUCAAGGGACUCCCAGGUCUCAAAGGAACACGUGGUCCAAAAGGCAGUGCUGGCUUCCCAGGGCCCCCAGGCAUCCCAGGGCUCCCUGGCUUGGAUGGGCUGGCUGGGCCAAAAGGUGACCCCGGAACAGUUGGGCAGCCUGGACUUAUAGGUCCUUCUGGGCCACCAGGAAUUGGUCGUCAGGGACGUCCAGGACCACCAGGAAUUCCUGGACCUCUAGGUCAACCAGGCUUGCCGGGAGCUCCAGGAGGAAAGGGAGACCCAGGACCCCCUGGGUUUGAUGUCUCAGGGCCUCCUGGUGAGAGAGGCCCUCGAGGAAUUCCUGGGACACCUGGUAUCAUGGGGCCUCAAGGUUCCCCAGGGCCCCUGGGACGAGAUGGUGCCCCUGGGCUUUCAGGUGCUAAAGGUGAAAUGGGGAAGCUGGGGCCUCCAGGACCACCGGGACCUUUAGGAAUUCCUGGAAGGAAUGGUCUUCCUGGCUUGAAAGGUGAGGAUGGUUUGCCGGGUCAGGCAGGAUUUCCUGGUCCUGUAGGACAAAAAGGUGGAAAAGGCGAGCCUGGCAUUCCGGGCCCUCCUGGACAAGUGGAUCCAAACUGUCAGACAGUAAAGGGGGAGAAGGGAGAACCAGGCUUACCAGGCAUUCCUGGAGCAUUGGGUUCCAAAGGCUCCCAAGGUAUUCCUGGAGACCCAGGACAACCUGGAUUGGUUGGACAGCCUGGUUCCCCUGGACCACCAGGCCCCAAGGGAAACCAAGGCCUUCCAGGGCGACCAGGACCAAUAGGCCCUCCUGGAUUAAAAGGACGCAUAGGAGACAUGGGAUUUCCAGGUCUCCAAGGUGUGGAAGGGUCUCCAGGGAUGCCUGGAGUUGCUGGCCAGCCUGGCUCCCCAGGAUUUCUUGGACAAAACGGAGAGAAAGGAGCUCCUGGGGUUGCAGAAAUUGGUCGCCCAGGUCUCCCAGGUCCCAAGGGUGAUCCUGGCCUGCCUGGGUACCCAGGUACUCCUGGCACUCAAGGUGCCCUGGGAGAUAUUGGUUUGCCUGGUGCUCCAGGGAGCCCUGGGGUAAAAGGACAGCCAGGCUUGCCCGGAUGGCCAGGUACUACAGGCCUUCCUGGACCCAAAGGUCUGGAUGGCCCACCUGGUAACCCUGGUAUCCCAGGACAGUCUGGUCCUGUAGGCAGUCAGGGCCAUCCUGGUUCCCCAGGAUCUCCAGGAGAGAAAGGGAAACCUGGUCAAGAUGGGAUUCCUGGGCCAGCUGGACAGAAGGGUGAACCAGGUCAACCAGGAUUUGGAUUCCCAGGACCUCCAGGAAUCCCAGGAUUUCCUGGUGAGAAGGGUGAUGAAGGUUCACCAGGCACUCCAGGAAAGCCUGGCCCUCAAGGCCCAAAAGGUGAACAGGGCUUUCCUGGCUUCCCUGGCAUACGAGGGCCUCCAGGUUUUCCUGGCUCUCCAGGUCAAAAUCGAGAAGGUCCCAAAGGGAACCGUGGGCCUCGAGGUCAUCCUGGGAGACCAGGGCCUAGAGGUCCCUGGGGUGACCCUGGAAACAGACGAGUGAAAGGAAAGAGGGGAGACCCGGGCCCACCUGGGAAGCAUGGUUUGCCUGGUUUCAAAGGAGAACAAGGCCCACCUGGGCCCCAGGGCGAUCCUGGGCAGCCAGGGCUCAUUGGAAUGAAGGGAAAUCCUGGCAUCCAAGGGAUCCCGGGAUUCCAAGGGAUGAAAGGACCUGCUGGUGCUCCUGGUUCAGCCGGCCCUGCAGGGGAUCCAGGCCCUAGAGGUCCUUCAGGUCCCCCUGGCUUUCCUGGUCCCUCUGAGCAGGAUCUAAUAGUCAAAGGAGAUAUUGGACCUCCAGGACUACCGGGCCAGCCAGGAUUGAAAGGUCUCACGGGGAUCCCAGGACCCCAAGGCUUGCCAGGUCUAACUGGCCCACCAGGAGACCCUGGACGUAAUGGACACCUUGGUGUUAAUGGCCCAGAAGGCCACAAAGGAGACCCAGGCCCAUCAGGCCAACCAGGUAGCCGUGGAAUAGACGGUACCCCAGGACCAGAUGGCUUGCCAGGGCUACCAGGUCCCCCGGGAACCCUUUCUCUUGGCCAUGGAUUUCUCAUCACACGUCAUAGCCAGACCACAGAUAUACCACAAUGCCCCCGAGGAACUGUCCAGAUCUACAGAGGGUUUUCUCUCCUGUAUGUGCAAGGAAAUGAGAGGGCCCAUGGCCAAGACUUGGGGACGUCUGGCAGCUGCCUCCACCGCUUCAGCACCAUGCCUUUCAUGUUCUGUAACAUCAUCAAUGUAUGCAACUUUGCCUCCAGAAAUGACUACUCUUACUGGCUGUCCACUCCCAAGCCCGUGCCAGUGACCAUGGAGCCACUGAAGGGACAAAGCAUCUUGCCAUUUAUCAGUCGGUGCUCAGUAUGUGAAGCCCCAGCAACAGUGAUUGCCAUUCACAGUCAGACCACGCAGAUCCCUCAUUGCCCACGGAGCUGGGACUCUCUCUGGAUUGGUUAUUCCUUUAUGAUGCACAUGAGUGCUGGUGCAGAGGGCUCUGGCCAGGCCCUGGCCUCUCCUGGUUCCUGCCUAGAAGAAUUCCGUUCAGCCCCCUUCAUUGAAUGUCAUGGAUGGGGAACUUGCAACUACUAUGCCAACUCCUACAGCUUCUGGCUGGCAACUGUGGAGGCAUCAGACAUGUUCAGUAACCCACAACCAGAGACACUCAAGACAGGAGACUUGAGGACACGCAUUAGUCGAUGUCAAGUUUGUAUGAAGAGGACAUAAAAUCUCGGAGAAUUCUGGGGAGGAGGAUGAUAUUUGUUUGAAUGGAAAAUUCCCAGGGUGCACUGUUUCUGCCCCACCAAUGGUGCUACUAUAAACAGCCAAAAAGAGGGCUGUUUACCGUCCAGAUCCAGAUGUACCUCUGUGAAAUGCUGGAACAAGCCUUCUCCCUUGCAUGUUUGACAAAAGGAACAAAGAAAAGAAUGGACCUCUUAGACCCAGGGAAAAUGCAAAUGAAGACUGCUUUUGGCCCACAAACUAAAACGGCCUUUUUUUUAAAAUCAGCUAAGACAAGAACCACAUUGAAUAUGUUUAAAGUAACAAGACUGUAGUUUUUUUGGGGGGAAAAAACAUUUUUCAUGGUGCUACUAACUCUCCUAUAUCUCAAGUUAUUAAUAUGAAAAUGGUAAGCUUAUUUCUCUGCAGAAGUAAGGAAUAUGUGUAUUGUGUUCAAACUGUCAAGUCAUUUAGAUGUGAAGGCAGUGGAAGAUGCCUAAUCCCGCACAGCAGCCAGAGGCUCUAGCGGUGUUUGGGGGCAUCCAGUGACUCUCAAUUGUCGGUUUCUCUGUAGUUUUCCCAUUCCCCUACCCCCUUCUGAUGUGACUUCCUUUUAGAAAUAGAUGAUUUGAGUAAUUACUUUCAUCAGGAUUUGAAAUGUUCAUAUAAUGUAUGAUAUGUCUAAAGAUGCCUGUUGUCUUGCUCUGGAAAAUGGAGUGAUUUCUUCUCCUGGAUCCAAAGCCCUAUUUAGAUGGCCCUCAUGGCAAAUAUUUGCUCAUUCUAGGCUGGAUAGAGCUCCCUCCCCCCUCCCCCCCAUUAUUCUUUUCCCUCUGCUUCCCGCCCUAGAUUCUUUCUGUUCUGGUCUGUGCUGAGCAGGAGCUGAAAAGCCAAUACUUGGUUUCCACACGUGCUGUUACUUUACUAUUAUGAUUUAAACACAAUUUCAAAUAAAGAGC